Syzygium oleosum is the source of this 2475-nucleotide messenger RNA. Its product is annotated as ARM REPEAT PROTEIN INTERACTING WITH ABF2-like. Gene Ontology annotation, molecular function: protein binding. The transcript is spliced from 19 exons. Bases 1 to 2139 code for a protein of 712 amino acids. The record is from RefSeq and is a predicted model, not a curated record. NCBI's taxonomy places the organism in Eukaryota, Viridiplantae, Streptophyta, Magnoliopsida, Myrtales, Myrtaceae.
AUGGCGUCCACGGGCGACCGCGACCACUCCGGCCACCACCAGCCGGAGUUGAGAGGCCAGAAGCGGAAGGCGGAGGCGGAGGCGGAGCCGGGGCCCGUCGGUCCCUGCACGUCGCUCCGCUUUCCGGCCAAGUGGGAAGCGCUGCUUGAGCCUGUGGUCACAGAAGCCGACCACGCGAAACUGGUGCGCUUCGUGAUCAAGAUGGUCGGCGUCCUGGACCGCACCUUCUCCUGCCGAGAGGACGAUCGCAUCGCCGCCCAGAACGCUAUUCUCAUCCUCACAGCACUCGCCGAGAAGGGGAAAUGUGUGGAUGAGAUGGUUCAGAAUGGAGCCAUUCCUGCUUUGGUGAAGCAUUUGCAAGCGCCUCCUUUGGGAAAAGGCGACAAGUGUGCGAAGUUCUUCCAGCACAAAGUCGAGACGACGAGUGCAUACGCUCUUAGAUGGCUUGCUGCAAAACCAGAGCAUCGAGAACUCAUAAUUAAGAGUGGUGCCUUAAACCAUCUACUCAAUCUGUUGAAGAGGUACGAAGCAGGGUCCAGUUCACAGUCCGUGAAUGAUCUCAUUCUAAGAGCCGUUGAGGCUAUCUCAAAGCUUGCUCAACAUAAUAGUAGCGCCGCCAUCCUUGUCAGGUUGGAAGGUGGUAUUCCACUGCUGGUUGAGUUGCUGGAUGCCUAUGAAAUACAUUUGCAAGGAGCAGCCGCCGCAGCGUUGUGCAUGCUGGCUUUGGAAAGUAAAGAGAACAGGAAUCAGAUCGUGGAUUGUGGUGCUCUUCCAAGCAUCGUGUUGAUACUCAAAUCUGAGAAUGCUGACAUACACAUUAAGGCGGUUGCAUUGAUUAGUGUUCUGGUGCGCUCAUCUCGAAAAAUAAAGAAAGAUGUGCUGGCUGCUGGAGCUUUGCAACCUAUUAUUAGAUUGCUCAGUUCCAGCUGUGUUUGGAGCCAGAUGGAGGCAGCUCGCUUAGUUGGACUAUUUGCUGCAGCCAAUUCAAUUCGUAAGGCAAUUGUUCAAAGGGGUGCAGUUCGUCCUCUUAUUGAGAUGCUUCGAUCUUCUAGUCUUGAAGCGAGGGAAUUGUCGGCUUCUGCACUGUGGAGAUUUGCUCGGAACUCAGACACCCAGGUUGGUAUUGCUCACGAGGGCGGCUUACUGGCAUUACUGGAACUUCUAGAUUCAGAAAGUGAAUCAUUGCAGGAUGUUGCUGCAUGUGCUCUUCAUACUCUAUUGAAUAAUGAGGAGAACGUGUCAGAAUUUAUCACUAUUGGUGGAUUUCAGAAGCUACAGAGGGGAGAAUUCACUGGCCAAGCCACAAAACAGUGCGUUAAUAGAACAGUGAAGAGAUUAGAGCAGAAGAUUCGAGGCCGAGUCUUCAAACACUUAUUGCUUUUAAUGCGUGUAUCAGAGAAUGCCAUCCAAGGAAGAGUAGCUAUAGCUCUUGCACAUCUUUCUGACCCAACAGAUCAACCAAUGAUUCUUAUCAAUAAUAAUGGAUUGGAAUUGCUGCUUCGGUUGCUUAUUUCUUCAUGUCCCAAGGAACAACUUGAUGGUGCGCUAGCCUUGUUCAAGGUGGCUAAGAAAGCAAUGAUAGUUCCACCUUUAGAUGGAGAUUCAACCAUUUCAAAACCGCAAGUCUAUCUAAGCAAGCAAUAUGUGAACAAUGCUAUGCAAUCUGAUGUAACCUUUUUGGUUGAAUCUAGACAAUUCUAUGCACACAGAAGUUGCUUGUCAGCAUCUUCAGAUACAUUCCGUGCAAUGCUUGACGGCGGUUAUCAGGAAAAGGAUGCCACUAGCAUAGAGAUUCCAAACAUAAGAUGGGAGAUCUUUGAGUUGAUGAUGAGGUUCAUGUACUCCGAGUCAGUUGAAGUUACGCCAGAUAAUGCACAAGAGCUUCUUAAAGCAGCUGAUCAGUAUCUCGUUGAAGGGCUUAAGCGACUUUGUGAGCGUGCCAUUGGGCAGGAACUAUCUAUGGAAACUAUUUCAACUAUAUACGAACUCUCCAAUGAUUUCCAUGCGACAUCAUUGAAGCAUUCGUGCAUCUUGUUUAUCUUGGAGCAUUUUGAUGAAUUCAGGCGUCGGUACUCUCAGCUAAUUCAAGAAAUUGUGCCAGCAAUCCGUGAUUAUUUUUCAGAAGCGUUAACUAAGUAAACACCCUUACAAGUGGCGUGAAAGCACAACAAUCUCAUUUGGUUCUAGCUCGUUAUGGGGUCUAAAAGAGUUGGCAAUCCUCGUGAUGUAGGAGCUAGCCGGUGGUGGACCGUGCACAUAUAUCAUUGAGCCCCGUUUUGCUCCAUAGAUAUCUAUUGCAAGAAUUGAAUGCAGCCAACUCUGAUGUAACAUAGUUCUUUUCAUUUGACAAUAUUCAAUUAAGCUAAACGAGGGUUUCUAAUCCAAUCAAGUACUCACAUCUUCUUCCUUGCUUGAAAAGGGACCCGGUUAGAAUACACUGCACGAACUCGUGGAGAAUUUAAUGCAGUUCAACUC